Harmonia axyridis is the source of this 671-nucleotide messenger RNA. Its product is annotated as acylphosphatase-2-like. The record is from RefSeq and is a predicted model, not a curated record. Gene Ontology annotation, molecular function: acylphosphatase activity. Bases 166 to 534 code for a protein of 122 amino acids. Lineage: Eukaryota; Metazoa; Arthropoda; Insecta; Coleoptera; Coccinellidae. The transcript has 4 exons.
AUAUCAUUAAUAAUAAUAUAAUAAACUGUAUAAUUUUGCAUAUUAAUAUUUGUGACAUCUCAAUUCAUGUUGGCAAAAGUGAUUGUUAUGUGAAUAAUAUAAACAUUGAAUGAAGUUUGAAAUAUUUUGAAUAUCUUGGGGGAACGUUAAUGAAUUAAUGUUUGUAUGAUACACUUCAAUUGGAUAAUAUCUAUCCUCCUAGUCAUUUCAACAGUUUUCAUCCAAAAUAGUUCUGAAAAAAUGUCUAGAAAAUUAGUUUCUGUUGAUUUCGAGGUAUUUGGAAUUGUUCAAGGCGUCUUCUUCCGAAAGUAUACAGAGAAAGAAGCUCAGAAUCUGAGCUUAAAAGGAUAUUGCAGAAAUACAAAUGGCGGGACUGUGGAAGGAACAAUCCAAGGGGAUGUCGACAAAAUUAACAAAAUGAAAAAUUGGCUUCAGAGAACAGGAAGUCCUACUUCUAGAAUCGAUAAGGCUGAAUUUAAGAAUGAGAAAGAAAUAGAUGCUUUUACGUUCAAUGAUUUUUCCAUCCGGAGAUGAAUUCAGUAGCUAGUCUUCAUAAUGAGUUGUAAAUUGAUUAUAUAUUGUGAAGGAUUGUUCAUGCAUUAUAUAACAUACAGAUUCAAUGAAUUCUACAAAUUCACUGAAUAAUUAAGUGAAUAAAUAGUUAAAAAGCA